This is a messenger RNA of Nerophis lumbriciformis (worm pipefish), 843 nucleotides long. Lineage: Eukaryota; Metazoa; Chordata; Actinopteri; Syngnathiformes; Syngnathidae. The record is from RefSeq and is a predicted model, not a curated record.
AUGGAAACCUUUGGAAGUCUGUGCAUUCUCCUGACACUUCUAUUUUUUGUUCAUGCAGACCUUGUGGAACAAUUUGAGGAUGUGCCUGAAUGCUUAAAGUAUUUUUACAAAAGCAAAGUACCAAGAUGGGGGGCUUCAACACCUGGCACCGCACGUCUAUGUCAGCGAUUUGUCAACCGGUACCACUUUGCCACGUUGUAUGACACAAACCAUCGUAUUGCAGUUUACUCAGCAUACGUGUUUGAGCCUAGCAAUGGAGGUGGCCGGGAGAGAAGGUGGUUUGUUGAGCCUCAGCUGGUCAAUAAAUCGUGGCAAGCAGAGAUGAAGGACGGUUAUUGGCUGGGGAAAGACCAUCCUGGAAUCUACUUGGGAGCGAGACAGGCUCUCAAUGAAGACUAUACACAUUCUGGCUUUGACCGAGGUCACCUUAACCCCAAUGGGCACCAUGCCGUUCCUGGACGCAACUCCACUUUCACCCUCACCAAUGUGGUUCCUCAGAACCCCAAACUGAACCAGAAUGCAUGGAGAAUCCACGAGUCUCAGCUUAAUGAUCUUUUCCGCGAAAAGUGUUCUAAGGCCUAUGUUUUAGUUGGUGCAGUUCCUUCCGUGGACAACUGGAUUGUCAAGAACAAUGUGAGACGUGUCAACAUCCCAGACUACCUGUGGAAUGCAUACUGCUGUGUUGACAACAAUGACAGACCCAUUCAGAGGGGAGCCGCUGCAGCUAGAAACACAGAGGACAACUGGGUGGAGAAAUUCUCUCUGGAUGAUCUUGGUGAAUUUCUGCAGCAAUUCUCAAAUCAACCAGUUGGAGAGCUUUUCCACAGUAGCUGCACCAUUUGA